AUGAGACUCCCCAAUAAUAACCGCUCGUCCCUUCAAAAAACACCCGUCACCCCACGAAGCUUUGUGUCACCAACAAUAGUUGCAGGUUCCUCUUCGAGAUCGUCCUCUGGAUGGCAAGAAAAACAAAAACUCCACAACAAGCUUGUCAAAAAGUGGUCAGAAAGACUCCCCUUGGAAGGCGAUGACGAAGAGCCAUCAAGCAGCAGUGGUUCACUACGAUCACUACGGCCUUCUUUCUUUCAAGAUCAUGAUAGUGUAGUCGAUUCUCUUUGGGACAGCAAAACAUUCAUCGACUACAUUGACGAUGAAGAUGACAUUGCAGCAUCCUUCUUUCGUUGUGAGAACAACCCAUCCAACAAGAAUGGCUGUAACCCAAGGCCAUCUCUCCGACCAGAUGGGGUAUCUUCACCAAUGGCGUUGUCAUUGACUGACACAGACCGGUCUGGAAUGCGCAAGCACCUUCAAAAGCAAUGGAGCGGACACAACUUUGCAGCCUUGUUGCUGGAAGACGAUGAUUGA
Molecule: messenger RNA, 519 nt
Organism: Cylindrotheca closterium
Lineage: Eukaryota; Bacillariophyta; Bacillariophyceae; Bacillariales; Bacillariaceae
Source: the annotation of a GenBank genome assembly